Messenger RNA from Merops nubicus (carmine bee-eater), 1335 nucleotides. RefSeq names its product muscular LMNA-interacting protein (gene MLIP). Gene Ontology annotation, molecular function: lamin binding; transcription corepressor activity. The record is from RefSeq and is a predicted model, not a curated record. Gene Ontology annotation, cellular component: PML body; nuclear envelope; sarcolemma. The annotation marks the transcript as partial. Lineage: Eukaryota; Metazoa; Chordata; Aves; Coraciiformes; Meropidae. The transcript is spliced from 13 exons. Gene Ontology annotation, biological process: negative regulation of transcription by RNA polymerase II.
AUGGAUGGUGUCAGCUGUACAGAAAUCCCUAAUGCUAAUGUGAUGGAUGCUUCUCUCUGUGUGCAGGUCACUUCUCAAGAAUCUGGAACCAAACCACUGACCUUCACAUUCGUACCAUCCAUUGGACGACUUCCAACUCAUUUUGAGGUUGUGGAUGUCUCUAAGUUUCUUGUGACAAUUCCAGAGGCACCAAAGGAUCUGAGCAACCAAGAAAUUAUAAAUAAGUCUAACACAGUCUCUGAUGAGCUGGUCUUAAAGAGCAGGGCCAGACAGGACUGUGUGUCUGCCAUCCAUAAAGACAACACUCCAGCGGCUUUCCAGUCCCCAGGGCGUAACUCAAGCAGAGGAGAAAUGCAGGAGAAUGACCUUUUUAAGGCUGAGUUUAUCCUGAUUACAGACUCCGGUGAUGAAGAUGAAGUAGCCACUGCCUCAAACAAUGUCCAUCAGCCGUCCAAUGGCUAUGGGCCCAUCAGCGCUCAGCUGCUGCCUACCUCCCACAUUUCCCCUGGCACCAGGGUGGGGAAACCUGCUGGGGAUGGGCAUGUUCCAGGUGCUGCACUUGCCCACGGCACUGCUGAUCUGCAAAAACAUCAGCAGUACAAGAUCAAGACAAGCUACAAGGCAUUUGCAGCAGUUCCUACAAACACAUUACUUAUGGAACAGAAGGCAUUAGAAGAGCCAGCCGAGACUGCUAGUGUGACUGAAGGCACUGCUUUGGACACCCAUUCAGAGAUGUGCUCCCCUGCCCAGCUCAGACAACAAACAGAAGAGCUGUGUGCUGUCAUUGACCAAGUCUUGCAGGAUCCAUUGACUAUGCGCCGAUGCGAAUCUUCUCCAAGUUUCCUGCAGAUGAGUAUGGAGUCGGAUGGUGGCAAGGUGUCAACAACACUGCAGAGAGCCGCUGGACGUGAAACAAGAUAUGCCAACCUUUACAAAUCGGCACCUGUGGUAACAGAGAGCCAGCUGACGAAACCUGGUGUCAUUCGUCCCGUGCUGGUGAAAGGAAAGAGUGCACAGCAAAAGGAGGAGCCCUAUCAACCCAAUCCUUUUAAAAAGUACCUUGAAGAAAUCAGUGAUCAAGAUACUGAGCAGGUGAUCAACAGUGAAUAUUUGACUUCAGACACUACAGUUGGCAUUUCUGACUGGCGUUCGAAGAGUGGGAGAUGUUCCCACCAAUAUGAUGCUAAAAUCAGAGCUUCGUCCCCUCUGCAUCCUCUGUCUGUGUCCCUCACUGACCGUCUAUACUCUGGACCUUUCAGUCAUUUGUCUUCCAAAGCGUGUGAUGUUCAUGAGAAUCCUUAUAGCCCUUACAGUCGCAACUCUUUGUACAAUAAG